AUGUUUAUUACUCAAGUUUGUAUGAAAAUUUCAAAACAAUGGAGACAAGUAUCAUUUCAAAUUCCUCUCUCAUUAUCAUUUGUAGAAAAUCCCCUCAAACAAGUUCGUGAAUCAAUUUUACUUUUAUCUAGUUGUGAACGUUUGAAGAAUGUGACUUAUUUGAAUCUGGAUAGUAAUGGAAUUGGCCGUGAAGAUGUUAAAUAUAUUGCUACGAGUGAGUGGUUGAAGAAUUUGAUUUCUUUGGAUCUUGGUAGCAAUGAAAUUGACAAUGAAGGUGUCAAAUAUAUUGCCAUGAGCGAAUGGUUGAAAAACUUGUCUUCUUUGAAUCUGGGUUACAAUAGAAUUGACAGUGAAGGUGUUAAAUAUAUUGCUAUGAGCGAAUGGUUGAAGAAUUUAAUUUCUUUGGGUAUAGGUAGCAAUAGAAUUGGCAAUGAAGGCGUCAAAUAUAUUGCUACGAGCGAAUGGUUGAAAAACUUGACUUCUUUAGAUCUGGCAUGCGAUGGAAUUGACAAUGAAGGUGUCAAAUAUAUUGCUACGAGCGAAUGUUUGAAGAAUUUGACUUCUUUGAAUCUGGCUUACAAUAGAAUUGACAAUGAAGGCGUCAAAUAUAUUACUAUGAGCGAAUGGUUGAAAAACUUGAUUUAUUUAAAUCUGAGACACAAUGAAAUUGGCAGCGAAAGUGCCAAAUAUAUUGCUGCAAGUGAAUCAAUGAAGAAUUUGACUUCUUUAAGCCUUAGCAACAAUAGAAUUGACCAUGAAGGUGUUAAAUAUAUUGCUACGAGUGAAUGGUUGAAGAAUUUGAUUUAUUUAGAUCUGACAUACAAUAGAAUCGAGAGUGAAGGUGUCAAAUAUAUUGCCAUGAGUGAAUGGUUGAAGAAUUUGACUUCUUUGAAUCUGGGUUACAAUAGAAUUGAGAGCGAAGGUGUCAAAUAUAUUGCUACGAGUGAAUGGUUGAAGAAUUUGAUUUCUUUAGAUCUGACAUACAACGAAAUUGGCAGUGAAGGUGUCAAAUAUAUUGCUGAUAGUGAAUGGUUAAAAAACUUGUCUUCUUUGGAUCUGGGUAGCAAUGAAAUUGACAAUGAAGGUGUUAAAUGUAUUGCUACGAGCGAAUGGUUGAAGAAUUUGACUUCUUUGAAUCUGGGUUACAAUAGAAUUGACAGUGAAGGUGUCAAAUAUAUUGCCACGAGUGAGUGUUUGAAGAAUUUGAUUUCUUUGGAUCUGGCAUGCGGUAGAAUUGACAGUGAAGGCGUCAAAUAUAUUGCUACAAGUGAAUGUUUGAAGAAUUUGACUUCUUUGAAUCUGGCUUAUAAUGAAAUUGGCAGUGAAGGCGUAAAAUAUAUUGCUGAUAGUGAAUGGUUGAAAAACUUGUCUUCCUUGGAUUUGGGUGGCAAUGAAAUUGGCAAUGAAGGUGUCAAACAUAUUGCUAAUAGUGAAUGGUUGAAGAAUGUGACCACUGUCUAA
Naegleria lovaniensis is the source of this 1461-nucleotide messenger RNA. RefSeq lists its product as uncharacterized. Bases 1 to 1461 code for a protein of 486 amino acids. The record is from RefSeq and is a predicted model, not a curated record. NCBI's taxonomy places the organism in Eukaryota, Heterolobosea, Eutetramitea, Acrasida, Naegleriidae. Gene Ontology annotation, cellular component: cytosol; perinuclear region of cytoplasm; nucleus. Gene Ontology annotation, molecular function: GTPase activator activity; small GTPase binding. The transcript has a single exon. Gene Ontology annotation, biological process: activation of GTPase activity; nucleocytoplasmic transport.